UAGCGGUGAUGCUAAAGCUCACUAGUCGUUUUGCUUAUUUAGGAUCCUGAAUCACUUAGUAACCAUCGGAGAGAUGUUGGUUCUAGUGGGAGCAUAAGUAUUAAAGCGUUUAAUAUUCCUGCUCUUUUAUGAAUACAUGUCUUAAGUGUUUUGCAUAUUUUCUGUUGUAGAUCAAUGGCACCUAGCAACCUUCCUCAUUUGUCCACUUUUGCGUUGAGGUCGAUCCUAGAGAAAGAUAAACUUAAUGGAACUAAUUUCACCAACUGGUAUCGUAAUCUGAGGAUAGUCCUCAAGCAAGAAAAGAAGGACCAUGUUCUAGACACUCCACUCCCAGAUGAGCCUGAUGAAGAUGCGACAGUCGCUGUCAUGAAUGCCCACCGUAAGGCUAGAGAUGAGUCUACGGAAAUUAGCUGUCUUAUGCUUGCACACAUGGAACCGGACUUGCAGCAGCAGUUCGAGAAUGUUGAGGCCUACGAUAUGAUCGAAAGCCUCAAAAGUAUGUUCCAGGCUCAGGCAAAGACCGAGAGGUAUCAAGUCUCUCAAGCUUUGCUUGGCUGUAAGCUCAAAGACGGCGAUCCACUGAGUCCGCACGUGAUCAAGAUGACUGGUUACGUGCAGUCUUUGGAUAGGCUGGGUUUUCCCAUAAGCGAUGAGUUCGCUACAGAUAUAGUUCUGAACUCUCUUCCUAGUGCAUAUGCUCCGUUCAUCUCGAACUAUCACAUGCAUGGUAUGGAUAAGAAGCUCACUGAACUACAUGGGAUGCUCAAGACAGCAGAGGCUGAUCUCAAGAAAGGCACCAGUCAAGUGUUGAUGGUGCAGAAUAAGGCUAAGUUCAAGAAGGGUUCUUGGACUAAGAAGAAGAAGGCUAAGUCAGGAGGCAAAACUCAGGACUCUGUCCCGAGCGCUGCCUCAGGGACUAAGCCAUCUCCUGCAGCUGGAUCCACUUGCUUCUAUUGCAAGACGGAUGGGCACUGGAAGAGGAACUGCAGCAAGUUUUUGGCUGACAAAGCCAAGAGUGGAAGUGGGACUUCUAACUCAGGGGCUGGUAAGAACUAGGAGCGUGGCAAGAGGCGAGGUUGAUAUUCGAGUCGGCAACAAAGCGAGAGUCGCUGCGUUGGAAGUCGGCACGAUGCAACUUCAUUUACCUUCAGGAUUCUUAAUGGAGCUGAAUAAUUGUU
Brachypodium distachyon (stiff brome) is the source of this 1178-nucleotide messenger RNA. RefSeq lists its product as uncharacterized. The coding region runs from base 175 to 1056 and encodes 293 amino acids. The record is from RefSeq and is a predicted model, not a curated record. Gene Ontology annotation, molecular function: zinc ion binding; nucleic acid binding. The transcript has 2 exons. Lineage: Eukaryota; Viridiplantae; Streptophyta; Magnoliopsida; Poales; Poaceae.